UGCUUCCGCACUCUCGUUUCUAGCUUUCAGAUAGUCUCACUUCCAGUCUCCUCCUGAAGUAUCACCGCCAUGGCCUCAGUAUCCGAGUACCCGUCGUUUCUCGAUGCACUUAGCUUUUGGGAAGUCGUAGUUGCGAGAAACAAACGGAAGCUCUGCUGCUGCUGCGGAGCUCUUCCCGUCGUAGUUGCUGAGUAUCUGUCCGGCUGGCAGCCUCGCGUCCUGCUGCAGCGAGUUGAGCGUCUCGAUGUUCUUCCGCGCCAAAUCCAGCGUUAACAGCAUCGAAGGCAUCGAGAGCAUCGACGACGCCAGCCGCAGCGACGCCUGUCCUUCUGACGCUACCGUGACAGCAUCGCUGCCAACGCUACUAGAGGCUCCAGCGGCGACGGCGAAACAAGCGACCCGACAUUUGACGGCACCUGGUUCAGCGGCGUCAGGUCCGGCGGCGUCAGACCCGGCGUCUUCAGUGAAAACGACGCCAAAUCAGACAAAGUCUAUGAAGCUGCGAAGAAGCUGCGGAGUGGAUCGUCUUUCAAGGUGCUGCUGGCAUGAAGUUCUAGGCGGCCAUGGCGGCCACAAGAGGUGCUGUGGCUGGCUGCAAGCUCAAGGCUGCUGAUAUACCAUGUCUCGACUCGAGUAAUGAGGACCAGUAGAGCAAGGAAGGCAUCAGCGGGAUCAAGGGAUGGAGAGCACAGAAUGAGAGCUGCAGGCAGAAAGCAGCAGUCGAGAAGUUGCUGGGGGGUUGGGGAGGUGGGAUGAUGGUGGGACCCUUUUUUGCACCCUGCUCGUCAGGGUGUUGGGAGAGUGGGUUGAGAAACUGGUGGGGGUUAGAAGAUUGGUGAACUGCUACUAUGCUGCUGAGGUUUGAUUGCUCUCCUGAAGGAAUGGCAUCAAGCCUAGUGCGCUCCCGAAGGGAUGGCUCUGGUCUGGUGCGCUCCUGAAGGGAUGGCUCUGGAAUGGUGCGCUCCUGAAGGGAUGGCUCUGGUCCGGUGCGCUCCCAAAGGGAUGGCUCUGGUCCGGUGCGCUCCCCAAGGGAUGGCUCUGGUCCGGUGCGCUCCCAAACGGAUGGCUCUGGUCUAGUGCGCUCCUGAAGGGAUGGCUCUGGUCUGGUGCGCUCCCAAACGGAUGGCUCUGGUCUCGUGCGCUCCCAAACGGAUGGCUCUAGUCUGGUGUGCUCCCAAAGGGAUGGCUUUGGUCCGGUGCGCUCCCAAAGGGAUGGCUCUGGUCCGGUGCGUUCACAAAGGGAUGGCUCUGGUCUGGUGCGCUCCCGAAGGGAUGGAUCUGGUCUUGUGCGCUCCCCAAGGGAUGGCUCUGGUCAGCUGCGCUCCCGAAGGGAUGGCUCUGGCCUGGUGCGCUCCCCAAGGGAUGGCUCUGGUCUGGUGCGCUCCCGACGGGAUGGCUCUGGUCUGGUGCGCUCCCUAAGGGAUGGCUGUGGUCUGGUGCGCUCCCAAUGGGAUGGCUCUGGUCGGCUGUGCUCCGGAAGGGAUGGCUGUGGUCUGGUGCGCUCCCCAAGGGAUGGCUCUGGUCCGGUGAGCUCCCAUAGGGAUGGCUCUGGUCCGGUGCGCUCCCGUAGGGACGGCUCUGGUCUAGAGGAUGGUGCUAGCAUGGUGUGAUGUUGAAACUUGUCACUGGUUGUUGCUAUGAAACUCACUGCAGUGCCUGAAAUUCACUGCAGUGCCCGCGUACCAUUAUUGAAAGCAUACCACUGCCGUGGAUGUGGGGAAAACACAUUUUGUGUCUGAAGUCCAAGCA
Molecule: messenger RNA, 1749 nt
Organism: Closterium sp. NIES-67
Lineage: Eukaryota; Viridiplantae; Streptophyta; Zygnematophyceae; Desmidiales; Closteriaceae
Source: the annotation of a GenBank genome assembly